Messenger RNA from Linum trigynum, 4719 nucleotides. Lineage: Eukaryota; Viridiplantae; Streptophyta; Magnoliopsida; Malpighiales; Linaceae. The record is from the annotation of a GenBank genome assembly.
CCUCGAAUAAAAUCAAAUGUUCUUUUCACUUUUCUUUAAGUUUUACUAGUUUCUAUCUCGAUUAAUUUUGUUGUCGAAUCGUCCAACAUCCACCCUGAUAAAAACAUAGAAAUCGCAAAAAUUUCUCCUUUAGUUGUUUUCAAUCACAUUAAUCCCACAAUCAUGGAACAACUAUCAUGAAUGUUAUGUGAUCAUGGUCUUCCUCACACCAAUCCCAUCCUAAUUUAUCUCUCUUAUUUAUUUAUUUUUUUCUCCAAAAUUCACAUUCCAAAUUUCAUAUCUCAUCUUCUUUCCCUCUUUUCUUGUUCUAGGUUGGAGGAGGUUAUUUCGUUUCGUUUUAACAUCUAUCAUCACCUUCUCCACCACGUUAAGCAUAGAAAAUUGGAAUUUUUAUCAUAGAUGUUUGUAAAUUUUUACUACAUUCAAUUUUAUUCGCUUAUUUGAAUUUUCUUCUCCUUCAUUUACUUUACCACAAACCUUCUCAUAAAAACCCCUUUGAAACAACAAUCAAUAUCUUUAUAAAGAAUAAAAAAAAUGUGACAUCGAUCUAUCAAUGAAGAUUUAGACUAUAAAGAUUUUUAAUUUGAGAAUUAUCAACUCCAUUUCAUGCCAUAAAUCAAAUCUCUCUUUCUUCCUAACAUUAUUCAUCCCCUCCUUCAAACAUCUCCGGAGGGGUCAAAUCAUACCCUCUUCCUUUUUUUUCCACAUGCAAAGGUUACAAGAUGGGUAGUGAAGCUGAUUUAAUAACGAUCGCCGGCGUCUCAUCUUCCACCCCAGACCACCAAUCCAACAGCACCACCUCAGCGCGAGGUGGCAGAGCAUCCACAUCAAAACAACCGACAUUCCUCCACGGCGAGCUCGACGUAUGGAUCCACGAGGCGAAGUCCCUCCCCAACAUGGACCUCGCCUCGGAGCACAUGCGUCGCUGCUUCAACAUCCUCGGCUCCCCUUGCUCCAAGGGGGGCCACCGCCGCCGCAAAUCAUCUGCCGCCUCCACCACCGCAUCGUCGGCUCACCACCACUCCAUGAUCACGAGCGACCCCUACGUCUCCGUGUGCCUCGCGGGGGCCACCAUCGCCCAGACCCGCGUCAUCCCCAACUGCGAGAACCCGCUUUGGGACGAGCACUUCUGCGUCCCUGUGGCCCACCCCGUCCUAAAAGUCGAGUUCCACGUCAAGGACAAUGACGUCCUCGGCGCGCAGCUCAUCGGCGUCGUCGAGCUCCCCGUCGAGAAGGUCACCCCGGGGGAAAAAAUCGACGAUUGGUUCCCCCUGGUGGGCCACGCGGGGAACUGCCUCAAACCGAACCCGGAGCUCCGGGUCUCGGUCCAGUUCAAACCGGUCGGGGUCGCCGCUGGACCGGGAUGCGGUGGGGUUCCCAACACGUAUUUUCCUCUAAGGAAGGGAGGGAUGGUGACGCUGUACCAGGACGCGCAUGUCCCCGACGGGAUGGUGCCGGAGAUUUUGCUGGACGGCGGGAAGAUUUACCAGCAUCAGAAGUGCUGGGAGGAUAUGUGUCACGCAAUGUUGGAGGCGCAUCAUUUCAUCUACGUGAUCGGCUGGUCGAUUUAUCAUCGGGUUAAGCUCGUCAGGGAGCCGACGAAAGCAGUGCCGUCCGGCGGGGAGCUCACAUUGGGUGAGCUCCUGAAGUACAAAUCGCAGGAAGGGGUGAGAGUCGUGAUGUUGAUCUGGGAUGACAAGACUUCUCACGACAAGUUCCUCCUCAAAACGGAAGGGGUUAUGCAGACGCAUGACGAGGAGACAAAGAAGUUCUUCAAGCACUCCACAGUACAUUGUGUUCUUGCACCUCGUUACGCCAGCAACAAGCUUAGCAUUUUCAAGCAACAGGUGGUCGGGACCCUGUUCACGCACCAUCAAAAGUGUGUGAUACUGGACACGCAGGCUUCUGGUAACAACAGGAAGAUCACUUCCUUUAUGGGCGGCUUGGACAUGUGUGACGGCAGAUACGACACUCCUGAUCACAGGCUGUUUCGCGAUCUUGACACUAUCUUUCUCAAUGACUUCCACAACCCGACUUUUCCAUCUAAUGCGAGGAGUCCGAGACAACCGUGGCAUGAUCUGCACUGCAAGAUCGAAGGCCCAGCCGCGUACGACAUCUUGACGAAUUUCGAGCAGAGGUGGAGGAAAGCCCAGAAAUGGAGGGAUUUCAGGCUGAAAAAGGUCACCCAUUGGCACGACGAUGCGUUGUUGAGGCUGGAUCGCAUCUCUUGGAUUCUGAAUCCGUCCAAUCAUGGGGACAAGGAUGUCUACGCUUGCGACGAAUCCGAUCCUGAGCGUUGGCAUGUCCAGAUCUUCAGGUCUAUUGAUUCUGGAUCUGUCAGGGGAUUUCCGAAGGCAGUUGGAGAAGCAGCAGCUCAGAAUCUGGUGUGCGGGAAGAACCUGAAAGUGGACAAAAGCAUUCAUACAGCAUACAUUAAGGCAAUCAGAUCAGCACAACACUUCAUCUACAUAGAGAACCAAUACUUCCUUGGAUCUUCCUUCUGCUGGCCCUCUUACAAAAAUGCAGGUGCUGAUAACCUGGUACCAAUGGAGAUAGCGCUGAAGAUAGCGAGCAAGAUCAACACAAACGAGCGUUUCUCAGCUUAUGUGGUCAUACCCAUGUGGCCAGAGGGUUCUCCUACCAGUGCUGCAGUUCAAGAAAUCUUGUUUUGGCAGGGACAAACGAUGCAGAUGAUGUACAAGAUAAUAGCAAAUGCACUAGAGAAAGCAGGGCUGCUGGAGGCUUACCAUCCACAGGACUACCUGAACUUCUUCUGCCUUGGCAAAAGGGAAGACAAGAAUCAAGACUGUGCUGGUUUUUUGAAUCCGCAAACAGAGAAUCGUGCUUUGGCAGCAUGUCAAAAGUACCGCAGAUUCAUGAUCUAUGUACAUGCCAAAGGGAUGAUUGUCGACGACGAGUACGUGGUCAUUGGAUCAGCAAACAUCAACCAGAGAUCUCUGGACGGUUCAAGAGACACCGAGAUCGCCAUGGGAGCUUACCAGCCAGCAUAUACUUGGGCUGCCAAACAAGGCCACCCGCGUAGCCAGAUAUACGGAUACCGGAUGUCGCUGUGGGCGGAACACAUGGGGGAGCUGGAGGAAGAACACAGGGAGCCGCAGAGCAUGAAGUGCAUGAAGAGCGUGAACAAGGUUGCUAAGAACAACUGGAAGGCGUUCGUGGCCGAGGAGAGGCUCCCGAUGAAAGGACACUUGAUGCAGUACCCUAUUCAAGUCAGCAGAGAUGGUAAAGUCACUGCUUUGCCCAGCCACGAAUCUUUCCCAGACGUCGGCGGGAAGGUCCUUGGCUCGCCGACCACGCUUCCCGAUUCCCUCACCACCUGAGCAACUACAUGAGUGUAGCUGUCCCCUCAACUUAACUAUGACGGGUCUCAUGCACAGAGGGAUUGUUGAAAUACCAUGUGAAAGGAAGAGUUGUUAAACAGAACGAGAACCAGAAGUGUUUUUACUAAACCAUAGAUUCAUAUGUUAGAUGAGCUAGAUAUCUUAACAGGCUCCGCCAAAGAGGUUAGAGGGACUAACUGGUUUUGGUUUUCCGUUUAACUGACAGCCAAACCAAUUUAGUAGAUUUGAGCAACUUCCGGCUUUCCAUUAACAGGUUAGCUUGAUUACAAACCAGGACCAAGAACAUAAUUGAGAACUGCAAGUUCAAUGAAAAUAUCCAUGACAAAUCUGGUUUAUAUUGGCCAAAUUCAUAUCGAUUCUGCAGCUUUCUGCUAAUCAUUCGGAUAAUCGAUUUCGGUCCAUUGGUUAACAGUUCAAUCAAAUGUUACAUUACCGGGUCAAUAGCAUAAAAGGUCACUUACGUUUGGGGUUAUUAACGAAAUGGUAACAUACGUUUGAUUUUUAACGAGUUAGUAACUUAUGUUUUCGUUAACUAACCAAAUUGUCAUUCUCUCUAACUCCUACCAUAUCAACGUUCAUAUUAACACAUCAGCUUGCCAUGUCAGUUAAAUGUAUAGAAAAAUAUAUGAUGCAUAUUGAAUCAAACCCACAACCGAAACCAAACUGGCGGAAUCCUAUACCCAAAUCGAUUUUUAUCUCUCUUCCUUCCUCUCACCGCCGCCAAGGCGCCAACCGUGCUUCUUCCUUCCUCUCACCAGUUAGGUUACGGCUUAAAACAAACGACUCCCAAAUGGAUUUCAGUUCCGUUUCCGGUUGGAUUAACCGAAUAGAACAGUAAAACUGGUUAGCCAUCCCUACACCAGAUUGACUCUAAUUGUUUUUUUACGGUUAAGACAAUAGACAUCGGAUCAAUGUAAAAUCUAAAUGCAGGGAAGUCGAAAAGAAGAAGAAAUGAUAUACAAAACAGUAAAGAAAACGGUAGUUAUGAACCAUCAUCCACAAUCGCAAGCACGGUUUGUAGGAAAUAUUUGAAGGGAAUCGUACCAAAACCCUCUCAAGUAACUGUCUGACAGAAGGUAAAAGUAGCAAGCAGAAUUUUCACCAAGUUCAAGAGGAGAACCGUUUUCUUUGCUCUAACGAGACACUGAAGGACAGAAAUGCUUUACAGAGGCCCCCGCUUGUUUCCCGACUCAUAGGAAACACUGGUUCAUAUACUCAAUAUCUUUCUCGCACCUGGCAGAGAAAAGCGUCAACGAGGAUUCAGAGAUGGGCCAAAAGGGAGAAAUAGUGAAAGCAAAAACUCGAUAUCAGCAGGCAUGGAGCAGUAGUAACCUAGUAAUAAUGUUAUCUAAAGAUA